GCCAUGCCAAGCACUUGAGAUCCGAGCCGGAUCCCACAAAGGCUACAGGGGUCAAGCCCGUUCUCUGUCACUGUCCAGUCAACUGUGCGCUGCGAGCGGACUGAGUGUAUGAACAUCAGCACGAGUCUCAGCUUGCUGUACUUGCUUAGCACGGGGGCGUUGGGUUCAACACCUCCGAGAUACUCCAUUAUAGACCCACUAUGCAAGCUGGCCGAUCUCCGGUAUACGAGUCCGCUCCUAGUUAUUCUCCACCUCUUCGUCCCAGUAUCGUCCACUCUCAAUCACUAUGUGCCCUCCUAUAAACCUGUGGCACGGUAUGGACGCUGCGUGACACCCCUUGGUGGAACAUCUCCAUUCUACCCCGUCAUAUUCGCUUACAGACCAUCCGCAAGGGAUCCUACACAAAUUCCUAGGUUCUGCGCAUCAAAUUGGGGUCUUACGUACCCCUCUCAAUAUUCAUGUGCAUGAUUUCCUCCAUUUUUACCGCCUCUCACACUCCCUGUAAAUUAGCCCAGUGGUAGAUUUACCUGUUCAGGUAUU
Molecule: messenger RNA, 540 nt
Organism: Cantharellus anzutake
Lineage: Eukaryota; Fungi; Basidiomycota; Agaricomycetes; Cantharellales; Hydnaceae
Exons: 1
Coding region: 109-468 (119 amino acids)
Source: RefSeq, a predicted model, not a curated record